AUAUUAAUUCCCAGCGCAACGCAAUUUCAAGAACCCCGAACAAUAUACGCAUUCUGUAUCGUCCGUUGCUCGUCGUGAGUAUCUCUCACCGUGUCGGUGUUUCCAAUGGCCUCCUCCUGUUCGAGGAAGCCCUCAAUUUGUCGGGUUUUCCUUGUGUUUCUGUUUCUUGCCUAUCGUUGCGAUGCAUUCUAUCUCCCCGGCAGCUACAUGAAUGUUUACUCUUCUGAGGAUCCUAUAUUUGCUAAGGUUAAUUCCUUGACUUCCAUUGAAACUGAGCUUCCUUUCAACUAUUAUACUCUCCCCUAUUGCAAGCCACCGGGUGGUGUCAAGAAAAGUGCAGAGAAUCUUGGGGAGUUGCUUAUGGGUGAUCAGAUCGACAACUCUCCAUAUCGAUUUCGCAUGAAUGUAAAUGAAACAGUCUACCUUUGUACCACUGAGCCUUUGAGUGAGGUUCAAGUGAAGCUUUUGAAACAGAGAACUCGUGAUCUCUAUCAGGUAAACAUGAUACUGGAUAAUUUACCUGCCAUGAGAUUUACCGAACAAAAUGGGAUUAAAAUCCAGUGGACUGGGUUUCCAGUUGGGUACACGCCAUCAAACAGUGAGGAUGAUUAUAUCAUUAACCACCUAAAGUUCACAGUCUUGGUUCACGAGUAUGAGGGGACUGGUGUGGAAAUAAUUGGCACUGGGGAAGAAGGUAUGGGUGUGAUUUCGCAAGCUGAACAGAAAAAGGCUUCUGGAUAUGAAAUUGUUGGAUUUCAGGUUACACCUUGUAGUGUUAAAUAUGAUCCUGAAACGAUGAAGAAGUAUGAUAUGCUACAGAAUAUCACGCAUGUAGACUGUCCAAAGGAGCUUGAGAAGUCCCAGAUCAUCAGGGAGAAAGAGCAAGUGUCAUUCACUUAUGAGGUGCAGUUUGUCAAAAGUGAUAUAAGGUGGCCAUCAAGAUGGGAUGCUUAUUUGAGGAUGGAGGGUUCCAAAGUACACUGGUUCUCAAUUCUAAAUUCACUAAUGGUAAUCUUCUUCUUAGCGGGUAUAGUUUUCGUUAUAUUCUUAAGGACUGUGAGAAGAGACUUGACAAGGUAUGAGGAAUUGGACAAAGAAUCUCAAGCACAGAUGAACGAAGAGCUCUCAGGAUGGAAACUUGUAGUUGGAGAUGUGUUCAGGGAACCCGAAUGUUCGAAGCUCCUCUGCGUGAUGGUUGGUGACGGGGUUCAAAUUUUGGGGAUGGCAGUUGUCACUGUUGUUUGUACAGCAUUUGGGUUCAUGUCACCAGCUUCUAGAGGAAUGCUACUGACAGGGAUGAUUAUUCUUUAUCUUUUCCUUGGAAUUAUUGCAGGUUAUGUUGGUGUACGCGCAUGGAGAACCAUUAAGGGAACGUCAGAAGGGUGGAGAUCAGUUUCCUGGUCAGUUGCUUGCUUCUUUCCUGGGAUCGUCUUCGUCAUUCUUACAGUACUGAACUUCAUUCUUUGGAGCAGCAAGAGUAGUGGCGCCAUUCCCAUCUCAUUAUAUUUUGAACUCUUAGCUCUCUGGUUUUGCAUAUCUGUGCCACUCACCCUGCUGGGAGGGUUCUUUGCCACACGAGCUGCAGAAAUUCAGUUUCCCGUGAGAACCAACCAGAUUCCGAGGGAAAUUCCUUCACGGAAGUACCCAUCUUGGCUUCUCAUUCUUGGAGCUGGGACCCUUCCCUUCGGAACCCUUUUCAUCGAACUCUUCUUUAUCCUUUCUAGCAUCUGGCUUGGAAGGUUCUAUUACGUUUUCGGUUUUCUACUGAUAGUUUUAUCUCUUCUGGUUAUUGUGUGUGCUGAAGUAUCAGUCGUCCUUACCUACAUGCAUCUCUGUGUGGAGGAUUGGCGAUGGUGGUGGAAGGCGUUCUUUGCUUCUGGUUCAGUUGCUCUUUACGUGUUCCUAUAUUCCAUCCACUACUUGGUCUUUGAGCUGCAGAGUUUGAGCGGCCCGGUGUCUGCUAUUCUUUAUCUUGGUUAUUCAUUGAUCAUGGCAACGGCAAUUAUGUUAUCAACCGGCACCAUCGGCUUCCUGACAUCUUUCUACUUUGUUCACUACCUAUUUUCUUCAGUAAAGAUAGAUUAGAAAUGGCCUACACCGCCCUUUCUCGCCUGGCCAAAGGACGAUUACGGUAACAUUUCAGCUCUUGGCGAACCGUCUAAUACUUUCUUGUUCCCUUCAGCCUAGCAAGUUUCUUAGGCAUUUUUUUUUUGUCUUCGGAGCCAUUACAUUAUAUGAAGUGAAGUGAGAUGAUGGGAUAGUUAUUUCUAGUUUUAUGAAUCCCAACCUAUGUUUAGAAUGCAAAGAUCUGCCCUCCACCAAUACCAAAUCCAAAAAAAUGGGAUGUUCUUGGGUUUUUAAUGCUAUUGAUCUAUUUUUGAUGGAGUGCUUCUAUCCAACCAAAUUGUUAGUAGAAACUUGAAAGUUGUUACCAUUGUUUUACCUUUUCCAUUCUUGUAUACCAUUUCAUUGUAUUUGCUUUCUCCUUUGAUAUUUUUGACAUUAUUGAUUUCUUAUCUAUACGUGCUAAGUCGUUAAGUUCGUA
Messenger RNA from Cucurbita maxima (winter squash), 2545 nucleotides. RefSeq names its product transmembrane 9 superfamily member 12-like. Bases 106 to 2085 code for a protein of 659 amino acids. The record is from RefSeq and is a predicted model, not a curated record. Lineage: Eukaryota; Viridiplantae; Streptophyta; Magnoliopsida; Cucurbitales; Cucurbitaceae. Gene Ontology annotation, biological process: protein localization to membrane. Gene Ontology annotation, cellular component: membrane. The transcript is spliced from 2 exons.